AUCUCUCUCUCAUCAAGCAAGGCUUUCGAUCUCAAAUGGGAUGAAAAUCUUUUGUCCAGGGAAGAAAGUAGGUCUGUACCAUUUUGAUGUCUUUGCUUGAGUUCCCAUUUGGACAGAGUCUCUUCCGGGCCUGUCUCACAUCUUCAAAUCUUUAAAUUAGGUCUAGAAUUAUUGUGUCACUAACUCACUCCUCUAUAAUUUACAUGGUUAUUCUUCCUAGCUAGCUAGUUUGAUGUUCAGGUGAUCUCUCUUCCUCUCUUUCAGGUAGCAUAUCACUUUACCUAUUUUGUUUUGGUCUUAGAGUUGAAAACAAGUACUAAACAAAGACACCUCAAGAAGGUUAAGUAACCAAUUGUUAUGAUGGAGUCGAUGGAAUCGUCUGUCCCACCUGGUUUUCGAUUUCACCCAACCGAUGAGGAGCUUGUUGGGUAUUACCUGAGGAAGAAAGUUGCGUCACAAAAGAUCGAUCUUGAUGUCAUCAGAGAUAUCGAUCUUUACAGGAUCGAACCCUGGGAUCUCCAAGAGAGAUGCCGGAUCGGAUAUGAGGAGCAAAAUGAGUGGUAUUUCUUCAGCCACAAGGAUAAGAAGUAUCCGACGGGGACGAGGACUAACAGAGCUACAAUGGCGGGGUUUUGGAAAGCGACCGGCAGAGACAAGGCAGUGUAUGAUAAGGCCAAGCUGAUUGGCAUGAGGAAAACCCUUGUCUUCUACAAGGGACGCGCACCAAAUGGCCAGAAAAGUGACUGGAUCAUGCAUGAGUAUAGGCUUGAAUCUGAUGAAAAUGGACCUCCACAGGAAGAAGGAUGGGUGGUAUGUAGAGCAUUCAAGAAGCGAACCACUGGCCAAACCAAAAGCAUUGAAGGGUGGGACUCUAGCUACUUCUAUGAUGAAUCAAGUGGGGUCAGCUCAGUGGUGGAUCCGAUCGAUUUCAUCUCAAGGCAACCCCAAAACUUUUUAGCACAGAAUUUCUUGUGUAAGCAAGAGUUAGAAGCGGAAAACAUGAGAUUCAUGCAGUCUGAUCCGUUUGUACAACUUCCUCAGCUAGAGAGCCCAUCUCUACCAUUAAUAAAAAGGCCGAGCUCAAUAUCUCUCAUAUCAGAAAAUAAUGAAGAAGAAGAGCAAAUCAACAAUAACGGGUGCAACAACACUAAGAAAGUGACUGACUGGAGGGCCCUUGACAAGUUUGUUGCUUCACAAUUGAGUCAAGAAGACAGAUUUGAAGGUGAUGGAGAACUAAGCUUUGGGCCACAUGAUCAUAACUCAGAUAUGUCACUGCUGUUAUUGCAGAGUAGUAGGGAUGAUGAAGAGAACUUGAAUGGGUUCUUGAAUGCAAGUUCAGACUGUGACAUUGGUAUAUGCAUAUUUGAGAAAUGAAGAUAGGGGAGGUGAAAGAGAUUUGUAUUUGUGGUAUUAUUAUAUAUAAAUGUAUGAUGGUUGAUGGUUCUUAAUUGGAGAGAUAUAUGAUAUAUUUUUGUAAA
Quercus robur (English oak) is the source of this 1478-nucleotide messenger RNA. Its product is annotated as NAC domain-containing protein 37-like. Gene Ontology annotation, biological process: regulation of DNA-templated transcription. The transcript is spliced from 4 exons. The record is from RefSeq and is a predicted model, not a curated record. The coding region runs from base 358 to 1374 and encodes 338 amino acids. Lineage: Eukaryota; Viridiplantae; Streptophyta; Magnoliopsida; Fagales; Fagaceae. Gene Ontology annotation, molecular function: DNA binding.